GCAGGAGCCGGGCUGGUCCCGCCCCAGCCCCGCGUUGGCCGCCGCGGAGCGCGCGAGGGGCGGGCGGGCAGAGCGGGUCCAUGGAGCACAACCACGUCCACCUCCACAACGGCUCUGUCCUGGCGCAUCACCGCUAUGGCUGCGGCUUGGGAUACGCACCCGUGGUGUACUACAGCCUGCUGCUCUGCCUGGGGCUGCCGGCAAACAUCUUGACAGUCAUCAUACUUUCCCAGCUCGUGGCACGCAGGCAGAAAUCCUCCUAUAACUACCUUCUAGCACUAGCUGCCGCUGACAUCCUGGUUCUCUUCUUCAUCGUCUUUGUUGACUUCCUCAUGGAAGACUUCAUCUUAAACAAACAGUUGCCUCAGAUACUGGACAAAAUAAUUGAAGUCUUGGAAUUUUCUUCAAUUCACACUUCCAUUUGGAUUACGGUUCCUCUAACAAUCGAUAGGUAUAUAGCUGUGUGCCAUCCACUGAAGUAUCACACAGUCUCCUAUCCUGCUCGUACUCGAAAAGUCAUCGUAAGUGUCUAUAUCACCUGCUUUUUGACCAGUAUCCCCUACUACUGGUGGCCUAACAUUUGGAUUGAAGACUACAUAAGCACAUCAAUGCAUCAUGUCCUCAUCUGGAUCCACUGCUUUACUGUUUACUUAGUGCCCUGCUCCAUCUUCUUCAUCCUGAAUUCCAUCAUUGUAUACAAGCUGCGACGAAAGAGCAAUUUCCGACUGCGGGGGUACUCGACAGGUAAAACAACAGCCAUUCUGUUUACUAUAACUUCUAUUUUUGCCAUACUUUGGGCACCGAGAAUUAUCAUGAUAUUGUAUCACCUCUACGUAUCGCCUAUAAACAACAGCUGGGUUGUACAUAUUGUGUCGGACAUCGCCAAUAUGCUAGCACUGCUGAACACUGCAAUUAAUUUCUUCCUCUACUGUUUUAUUAGCAAAAGAUUUCGCACAAUGGCAGCUGCCAUGCUGAAAGCCUCUUUUAAGUGUCAGAAGCAACCUGUGCAAUUCUAUACAAAUCAUAACUUUUCCAUAACAAGCAGCCCUUGGAUUUCCCCUGCCAACUCUCACUGCAUCAAAAUGCUUGUUUACCAGUAUGAUAAGAAUGGAAAGCCUAUAAAAAUAUCACCAUGAAAAGGGCAGUAGUUGGAGUUUCUGGGUGCAAGUUCUUUUCAAACGGUUACAUCUUCAGGAUGUAAUUUGCUGAAAUGGCUAUUUUGAAGAAUGGUCAUUUGAUUUCAUUUCCCUGGGAGACCAAGGGCAGAUCAGACUGCUAGGAGGGAGCAGGAGCACUCGAUUUAGGAGCAAAAGUGAGAAGGCAAAUGCCUCCGUCUCUUGCACAGCAUUUUGAACGUGCUUCAGAGUUCAAGUCUUAGUGUUCCAUCGCACUCAAAUGUUUUGCAUCCCGGCACCAGUGCAGUCCAAAGUCAUUGGAGGGGAGAAGCCACAACAGUGUUUAAUUACAGCCUUUUAAAAAACAACAACAAAACCUUACUUGACCGCGCAGUUCACUACUGACAGAGCAAACGAAUGCUUUUAUGUACUGUGGAUGGUGCCAUUUCUGGUGUGUGCACUUGCCAAAAACGGUGUGUUGUUGCUCUCAUGAAAUACCGCCACAUAGUCUUGUUGCAGGAGGCAGCCUGCGAGACGCAAACUGUGACAGAGCCAUUUUUUGGCUCAUUUGAACAAGACUUGAGGACUGAUGUAGUACCUGCUGCAGCCUCGGCACGGCAGGCAGUCCUGCAAGCUGCCAAUAUUCGUAUGUUGUUAUUAAAGAAUGUGACCAAGACAGGGGAGCUCAAGAAAGGGAGAGAGGUUUCUAGAGCCAAGAACAAAAGCAGCGUCUUUUCCCCGCUAUUUCAGUCAUGGUGUCUAAAGACUUUCAAGUACAAGGCCAAGUCCUGCCUGAUGCAGAGCUCCCACUGAAGCUGCUCCUGCAAAGUCUGGAGUGAUUACAGCCUUCAAAUUCCUCUUUAAUCAAUAAAGAUUCUCAGUUAUCUCCCCUGUUCAGGCCUUUAACAAUAAACAUACAAAACCUCAGCUUAAGAUUUCUCCUAACAGAUUUUAUUAUCUUAUUGCAGAUUUGCCAUUUAAUUGUUAAAAAACUAUUUGUGAAAUUAAAUACCCAGACAGCAGUAAAAACAUAUAUCAGCUUGGACUGAGGCUUUGAAAUAUUUACCUUAUUUAAAAUAGAUUAACUUCUCUUCCUUCCCACUCAAAAACCAGCAUCCCAUCAAUGCCAAGUACAGAAAAUGAGGAGAGACAUACAGGAAGGCUGAAAAUGCAUUUCUUUUAAUUUCUCUCCUUUUCAGAUCUUGGCUUGUGGUCUCUCAGAGCCAUGUAUCACAACCUUUUUACUUCUAUACUGGACACUUAAUGCAGCCUUACUAAACGUGGGAGCAAACUGCCUUGCAUGAUGAACACAAGCACAAUGCGGUCAGAGGACACAACAGCUUCUCAGUAACUGCAAAUAAAAAGCAGCGUGGUGCUAGCACUGCAUUUGUGCCUGUGCCCAUCUCCGUUGCCAGCAAGGAGCUCACGGCGACCUAACAGAGCGAGGACCCCUGAGAAGGGAUCCAGUCAAUCCCUCUUCGGUGGGGUCUGAGGGCUGAAAGCAUCUCUCUAAAACCCACAGAUGGCUCAGCUUUUGUGCAUUUCCCCUAAGAAAUGCCAACUCCGCACAAGUCCUGCCAAGGACGACAGCCUGGUUGCAUUUGCACACGGACUCGUACCGGUGACCUGCAAAGAGCAAAACCCAUGGCACACACAAGCAUGCCUUUCCCCGGAGGAACGGCAGCAGGAGGCACAAGGCAGGUCCCCAGGGAGAGACUGGCUCCUGUGUGGAGGGGUCUCAGGAGAGCCAGACUACUCAGGUCAGUCAGGAGCACAGAAACGCGCUGCCCCGCGCCCCGGGGAGAGUACACCGCCCGGUCCUCUCCCAUCAGUGGAGCAGUUGGGAGAGCUGCACCACUCCUCUGCGAGGUGCUGCAGCACCCCGGGGACCACGCUGGUUAGAGCGAGAGAGGGACACCUCUGGGGAGAGGGGAAGCCGAGUGCCAAAGCCAACGCUUCCCACCCGCAGUCACCGAGGGGACGCGACCCAUCCUGAAUCACCCUGGAGUCAAAGGGAAAUAAGGAGCCCCUUCAUCCUGUAGGCUGUUUGUCCCCAUGAACUCAACAAAACUUCACACAUACUUGCAAUAAAGCGUAAGAGGGAUGCUCAGCCUUGCUGUGUUUGUCGUGGCAAGGUUAAAAUUAUUGCUCCCUUUACCAGUGUUUUACAGAAAUUCAGUUUUGUGGCCAUGCCUUCUACCCUUCUCUCAGAAACCUCUCUCUGGGCUUUGUCAGUUGAUAGUAACCAAAGUUACCUUAUGAAAAAGGUACUGUAUGUUUCAUUUUGGGAAAACACUGUAUUUAUAACUUAUUUUUAUUCUAAGUUACAAGGAAUGCUUGUCUGAGUUACAUGUUAAUGAGUCUGAAGUGCAAUAUCUAUAUAGAUAAGUGGUUCAUUUUUGAGAAUGUAUCUAUUGAAAAAAUAUUUAUACAAGAAAUUCACUAUUCUACUUGAUAUAAUAGUAACCUUACAGAAAUAGUGAAUGUUUAGGGCUUUUAUUUAUUAAAAAAAAAAAAAACAAUUACUUGCGUGGCAUAUGCUGCCAUUCACAUGGUGUGACUUUAUGGUUUUGUAACAAUGUUUAACCUGCAAACUAGCAGUGUCAUCUGAUUAUUCCUGUCCUGAUGAUGUAUUUUUGUAAAUUACCAUAUUUAAAGACAAACUUCUUUCUGCGUGAAUAUUUUAUUUCCCACUAAAAAUAACCCAUUAAAUUAUGGUAACUUAAUUUGAAAAAACUCAGUCCUUUUCCAUAUCAUUUGAGAAAUGACAAGGUGCAAUUUUUAUGUACAGUGAAUUCAUCAUUUAAUUUCUGUUAAUUUAGGGCUUUAAGAGCUUAGUUCCAAAGCCCUUGACGUCAAAGGGAAAGUUGCUUAUGGGUUGUGGUUGUUUUUUCAAUCCUCAUCAAUUUAGAGGGCUUUGGAUCAAGCCGUAUCUUGUUAACAGGCAUUUGAAGCCUUCUUAGAGUCCAGUUUGGAUAAUAAAGCCUUGACUUUUUAGUCUGCCAUAUGAGAGCUGCUGUUGAUAAUACUUGCCUUAUUUUCGGUUGUGUGAAGCAUUUUGCAAUGACUGUUGCUAACUAGCCAAUGUCUUGCUGUACUCUUUGUACCUCCUAAUUUUAAGAUAGUAAAAACUUAACCAAGCACAUGUAGUGUCAUUAUUUAGGGGAAAAGUAUCCUGGAGACAAAACCAUCUUUGUUGUGGAGAUGGUCUUUUGUACUCUAUUAAUUUAUAUUUCAACUAUCUACAAUUAGAAACAAUAAGCUGUGAAUGGACAGUUUUACAGUUACUUAUAGGUUAUAUGUCCUUGAAGACCACAGCUAGGAACAAAAGACUUUAUAGAUGAGUUGCUGGUAUAUAAAAUUAUGGGACCUAUCGCCUAUUUAAAUUGUGAAUAUGGAUAUUUUCAUAAGUAGACAGUAUAUUGUGUUUGACAGACUUGUUUGUAUUAUA
Messenger RNA from Cuculus canorus (common cuckoo), 4566 nucleotides. It is a transcript of the gene GPR139, whose product is annotated as G protein-coupled receptor 139. Gene Ontology annotation, cellular component: membrane. Gene Ontology annotation, biological process: G protein-coupled receptor signaling pathway. Gene Ontology annotation, molecular function: neuropeptide receptor activity. The record is from RefSeq and is a predicted model, not a curated record. The transcript is spliced from 2 exons. NCBI's taxonomy places the organism in Eukaryota, Metazoa, Chordata, Aves, Cuculiformes, Cuculidae. The coding region runs from base 81 to 1136 and encodes 351 amino acids.